Molecule: messenger RNA, 1312 nt
Organism: Mytilus trossulus (common blue mussel)
Lineage: Eukaryota; Metazoa; Mollusca; Bivalvia; Mytilida; Mytilidae
Exons: 1
Coding region: 1-1149 (382 amino acids)
Source: RefSeq, a predicted model, not a curated record
AUGGAAAUUACAGAAUUGGACACUACCUUAGAAAGUGAGCCAGGUGCAAGUACGCCGUACGAGAAAUUACCCGAGGCUAUUUGUAGUUUUAAUGUUAUAGACGCUUCAUCUACUGUUAGUACACAAUAUCUUGAAUCGGACUUCUUACCGCAGAAAGUCGAUCACACGUACGGGAAAAAAUGGACCGAUUUUCAGGCUAAAUCCUCUCAAACAAAUAUAGUUUUAAUGGAAGAAAAAGGAGUUCAAAGUAAAUCUGACGGAGCAACUAUGUCUGCUGAUCAAAACUUAAAAACGGACAAUGACGCUUUAUUGUAUACAGGGGUCAAAAAAGAAGUAUUUUUCACGCUGGUGAAAUGUUUUACUCCUUUUAAUACAUUCAGUUUUCAAUUAGAGGUGGCAGAUCAAUUACUCCUUGUGCUUAUGAGACUUAAGUUAAAUUUAAUUUUUGACGAUCUAUGCAGAAGAUUUGGUAUAUCAAGUGGUUUAGCUUGCAAAAUAUUUAAUUCAUGGAUUCCUGUGUUGGCAGAUAAGUUAAAGUCCUUGAUUGUUUGGCUCCCUAGAGAAGUAAUAAGAGACUGUUGUCCCGAAUCAUUUAGGGAAAAUUAUCCCAGAACUACCUGUAUCAUUGACUGUGCUGAAACAUUUAUUCAGAGACCAACAAAUUUAAGGAGUAGGGGUGAAACGUACAGCAAUUACAAGUCCCAUAAUACAGCUAAAUAUUUAGUAGGGAUAUCCCCACAUGGACAAAUUAUGUUCAUAUCCAAAGCUUUUGGUGGUCGUGCUAGUGAUAAAUUUAUUGUAGAAAAAAGUGGAUUCAUGAAUUACUUGCUUCCAGGCGAUGAAAUAAUGGCAGAUCGAGGCUUUACAAUAGAUGACUUAUUGUUUCCAUUGCGUGUUAAGCUGAACAUUCCAGCGUUCACAAAAAACAAACCCCAGUUAAGUGCGGAAGAUGUGACAACCACAAGAAGGAUUGCCGGAGUACGGAUACAUGUUGAAAGGGUAAUUCGACGAUUGAAGGUCUUCAAAAUUCUAAGUGGGACUGUGCCUGUAUCAUCCUUAAAACUGUUUGAUGACAUUUUGCUUGUAUGCUCUGCUUUGGUUAAUUUACGGUCAGAUCUGAUCAGAGAUACUAAUGAAAGUAAUGAGUGAAAUUAGUUUGGUAUUUUUUACCAGUUGGAAUAUACAUUGUACAUGUACAUGUACAUGAUGUAUAUUUAAGGCAUUUGGAUAAUGUAAUUGAUAUGAAUGUUCAUUGCAUUAUGAUUGUAUUAUGUUGUUUGUUUAGCGUCCAGUGGCAAAUAGUUUAUGCAUA